Didymodactylos carnosus is the source of this 2361-nucleotide messenger RNA. The record is from the annotation of a GenBank genome assembly. Lineage: Eukaryota; Metazoa; Rotifera; Eurotatoria; Philodinida; Philodinidae.
AUGCCAUCUGAAUAUUCUGGUGAACGUCGUUCCUCCUAUUCACAUUAUUCAAUGUCUCAAAAAAAUAAUGAAAAACCAGUUAUAUCGAGAGAAGAAGAUCAACAAACUCAAACAUGGCAUCAGCCGAUUAGAAAUAAUGAAUCACAAUCUUCAUUAGCAUCCUAUCAUAGUCGUUCGUCACUAUUAGAUGAUUUAGAUAGUAGAAGAAUAUUAAAUCGACCACCGCAAUUUGAUUUGACUGAAGAUUGGAAAAGUCGGUCACAUUCACAAUCGAAAACAAAUCUAAGUCAUUAUGGUAGUCAACAAUCAUUUAAAUCACCAUAUUAUCUUGGAUCACAGAGACAAGAACAACGACCACUAUGUGGUUUAACUGAAGACUGGAAAAGGCGGUCACAUUCACAAUCGACAACAAACCUAAGCCAUUAUGGUAGUCAACAAUCAUCUAAAUCACCAUAUUAUCUUGGAUCACAGAGACAAGAACAACGACCACUAUGUGGUUUAACCGAAGACUGGAAAAGGCGGUCACAUUCACAAUCGAGAACAAACCUAAGUGAUUAUAGCAGUCAACAAUCAUUUAAAUCACCAUAUUACCUUGGCUCACAGAGACAAGAACAACGACCACAAUCACAAUAUAUUCCGAUAGCACGACAAAAUAAUUCAUCAUCUUCUUUUCAACAGCAACAAAGAAAAGCAAAAUGUUCCUCCUAUUAUGAUCAACGAGAAUCAUCCUAUUCACAAGCAACAAAUGAUGGAAACAUUGGUGGUAAUAACAGUUAUUUUAUGAGGCAUAUUCCAGUUGCUCAAACAUCAUCGCAUAAUUUAUUAAAACAACAUCAAUACCAAUCUGAUAUACCAUAUUAUCCUGGUUUUAAAUUUCAAAUGGUCCCAGGCACAAGUCCAUUUGAUAUGAGCGCCUAUGUCACAAAUCCAUCUGGUCAUGUUGAAAAUUGUGAAAUAAUUGAUUUAGAUGAUUGUAAUUAUUCAAUUAAAUUUGUUCCAAAACAAAUGGGUGUACAUACAGUUAGUGUCAAACAUAAAGAUAUGCAUAUUCCUGGAUCUCCAUUUGAAUUUACUGUGGGUCCAAUAGCUGGAGGUGGAGCACAUAAAGUUCGUGCAAGUGGAAGUGGACUAGUCCGAGGAGAAGUGAAUACACAAAGUGAAUUUAAUAUUUACACACGAGAAGCAGGUGCUGGCAGUUUAGCCAUUGCAGUCGAAGGACCAGCAAAAGCGGAAAUUGACUUUUUUGAUAGAAAAGAUGGAUCAUGUGGAGUAUCUUACGUUUGUCCAGAACCAGGAGAAUACCAAGUAUCAAUCAAAUUUAAUGAUGAACAUAUUCCAGAUUCUCCAUUCACAGUGAAUGUAUCACCUCCAAUUGGUGAUGCUAAAAAACUCACAAUACACAGUCUGAAAACAAAAGGACUUGAAGUAAACAGACCUUGCACAUUUACCGUAAAUGUCAAUGGAGCGCGCGGACGAUUAGAUGCACGUGUAACAGCUCCGAGUGGUGCAGAAGACACUUGUCUCGUUCAAGAAAUGGGCGAUGAACAUUAUGCAAUUCGAUUUAUCCCAAAAGAAAAUGGUGUUCAUUGGGUACAUGUAAGAUUUAAUGGACGAGAUAUUCCAGACUCACCAUUCAGAGUUGUUGUUGGACAUGCAAAUGCAGAUCCAGGACGAGUUUUUGCAAGUGGACCUGGUCUUUAUCGUGGUGAAACAGGAAAACCAUGUGAAUUUUUAAUUGAUACAAUGAAUGCAGGAGCAGGUGCUCUUGCUGUAACCGUUGAUGGCCCAUCUAAAGUACAACUUGAUUGUAAAGAAGUAUCAGAAGGAUAUCGUGUAACAUUUACUCCGACAGCCCCAGGAGAUUAUUUAAUUACAAUCAAAUUUGCUGGCAUUAACAUUGGUGGAAGUCCCUUCAAAAAUACUGUAACUGGUAUUGGUAUGACUAGUCAUACAAGUGGUGGUUUAAGUACAUCAUCAUCAUAUUCUCAAAGACAACAAAAUAUUUCUAAUAUAAUAUUUGAAACUGUUGAAAGAUCAUUAUCAUCCAGUCAUCUAUCUUCUAUGCAACGUUCAAUGCAAUCUGAUGCUGGAAAAGUUCGAGUGAAAGGACAAGGAUUACAAAGAGCAUUUAGAAAUGAAAAAGCCUCAUUUACUGUUGAUACUCGAGAUGCUGGAAGUGCAAUGUUAAUGGUGGGUGUCUAUGGACCAAAAUAUCCAUGUGAAGAAGUAUUUAUCAAACAUAUGGGAAAUAAUCAAUAUAAUGUAUCGUAUACAGUGAGAGAAAAAGGAGAAUAUAUGUUAAUUGUAAAAUGGGGCGAUCAACAUAUUCCCGGCUCACCAUGGCAUAUUGAAGUUGUAUAA